Messenger RNA from Cryptococcus deneoformans JEC21, 3751 nucleotides. RefSeq lists its product as hypothetical. The transcript has 5 exons. The coding region runs from base 174 to 3401 and encodes 1075 amino acids. Gene Ontology annotation, molecular function: telomeric repeat DNA binding; telomerase RNA binding; protein binding. The record is from RefSeq and is a predicted model, not a curated record. Lineage: Eukaryota; Fungi; Basidiomycota; Tremellomycetes; Tremellales; Cryptococcaceae. Gene Ontology annotation, biological process: nuclear-transcribed mRNA catabolic process, nonsense-mediated decay. Gene Ontology annotation, cellular component: telomerase holoenzyme complex.
CUUUGAAGACUGCAUCCCCGUUCCACUUGCGCUCUCCCCAAUAAACAUGCUCUUCUAACCUCUGUGUAUCCUCCAUCCACUCCACUUCUUCCACCCACACCGACUGCGUGUCCUCUCCACCCAAAACGCGCAGAAGAAUCUCACAAACCUUUCUCGAUCCCCAACUGCGCAUUAUGCAGAGUCCGAACACUGCAAAGCGGGCUGCUGCUGCCCUUGACAGCGAGGCCAAGUCAGAGUCAGACCGCCUUCGUAAUGUCCUCGGGUCGCAGCCGCCAUGGAGUAAAGAAGUAGAGCUCCAUCGCCAGCAAUGUCGUAACGCCCAUCUCACGCUCCUCUUCUCCCACCCAUUCUCACCGUAUUCGCAAUCCCUCGACUCGCUGUGGCUUCACACCACAUACGUCCUUAUCCAGGCUUACCGCGACCUCAUCUCCCGGUUAGAACGUUUCCCACCUGCUGCCUCGAAUAGCAACGGGGGCAGCAAGGGUCGACGAGGAGGAGGAGGCGGAGGUAACUCGGAGCUGAAGAAGGCGCUUACGAGGUUCAGACAGGUGCUCGCUAGUGAAGAGACGUUCUAUCGUUCGCUCGCCGCUCGGCUCGUACGUUUCUACAAUCUAGGUGAAAUUUCAGGCGUAGAUGAGACUCUCAAGGCCGUCAAGCUCCCAACAGAGUACAUGCCCACUAAUGACAGCGGCGAAGAUGAAUCGUCGUCAUACGCCGCGCGAUUUGCCUCGUUGCAAGAGAAGAAGGACAAGAUUCCCUUACUCUACAAGGGCCUGAUCUGCCUAGGUGACUUGGAACGGUACAAGAAGCAAUACAAACAGCCUGUCAACAAUAACCGCCAUGCGCAGGAGCGAGAGAGGCAAGCGGAUAAAUUUGAAGUCGCUGAGAAGUAUUACUUGGCAGCUUGGCGCUUGAUGCCUGACGAUGGUGCGGCAUGGAAUCAGCUCGCAGUCAUCUCGACAUACGUCCACAACGACUAUUCCACCACGUACUACUACUAUCGUGCUCUCGCAGUCAAGAAUGCUUUCCAAGGCGCCGACGGAAUCUUGCAGAGAUUCUUCGGUAGAAUCUUUGACAAGUGGCGAGCAAAGAGAAAAGACGGUGACGGCGAAGAAGGUGGUGAAGUGGGAGAUGGUGUGGAAAAGUGGAAAGAGGAGAUGGUUGUGCUCAUGGCAAUCCUCUAUCUUAAAGCUGGAUUCACAUACAUCCCGACUAUUCUCCCACCUCUCCUCACUUCGCUGAAAGAUUUUUUAUCUGAACGACGGCUCCCCACCGAGUCUAUUGUUCAGCUCACUUCCAUCCUCCUCGGCUCUCACUUCCGCGCCCGCUCCACCUCUGGCCUGGAGCAAGACCCAAAUUUACUCAAACGUUCCUUCGAAGCCGAAGGCAAGACGCUCGAGGUCGCGUUAGGAGUAUGGAAGAUCUAUCUGGAAAUCGCGCGCGAAGAGAUCGACGAGGCUAGAGCGAGCUUGCGAAGAGGUUUGGAAGAUAGUGCAUUGUUGGAUGAUGAAGAUGAAGAAGAACUGGAAACGGAUGAGAUGCCGCAACUGAUUUCCGCCGUCUUGCGACGUAUCCUUCCUUCCCUGCGUAUCAUCUCCAAAUGGCUCAAGCUAAACACUACCUACCUCUCUGGUCUCGCAUCGCCAUCAAGCAACGAUCAAGUCUCUUCGCCGGAGCUCAGGGCGGCGAUAUCCUCUUUCUGGAACACUUACAACGCCUUUUUCCAAUCCUCUUCCAGACUCUUCAUUCUUGAACGUCUUCCAUCGAUCACGAGGCCUCUGGAAGAAGAUAUUGAUAUGCGAGGAUUCGCGCCUCUCCAAAAGGGCAAGACAGCUGAUAUGGACUCUUUUGCAGCUGGUGCGACCUCGGCGACGGAUUCAGCGGAUGCAGAGGGAGAUGUGGAUGGUGGACAAGAGGGGAGGGAGGUACACCCGAAUGAGGAGCAUCUGAUGAGGUUGGGGGAUAUACAAGUGGACGGGUUGUUGAUCGGUCAGAGUUUGGGGUUUACUGAUCCUCUUCAUACCUUUACCACCGGAACCUUUGCCAUCCCCGAAGCAACAGAGUUACCAAACGUGCCGCGGGUGGAAGAACAUGAAAGGGAACAUGAUCUGCAGUCAAUCUCGACCAACACUGAGGAUGAUCCGGUCAACCUCGCUAUGCGUGCAAGUCUUGGCGUUGAGAGUGUUGGUGAGGAAGACGAGGAUGACGAGGAGGUUAUUGUGUGGAGCCGUGGAAGGGAGAAUGCGGUGGAUACCAGCGUAUACCAGCAGGUCCAAACCAUUCCUGCUCAGCUCCCGGCCCCAAUGGUCCCUCCUCCCAAGCACCGCCUUCAACAUCAGCAAAGCCAAACAGCCAUGGAUCUUUUACAAGAUCUCCUACAGUCUACCCCGCCCCUGGCGCACUCGUCGGGCAACAAUUCGCCUGCUCUUGUAGCUUCUUCACCGUAUGCCCAUCAGUCCCCGUCUUAUACUCAGACUGGAUUUCCCGGCAUGAACAGAAACAUGAGCGGACCUAGUGCUGGUAUUCCUUCUCCCCAUAAUACGCAAAUGCCCCCCGGCCUGCCUAUACUCGGCCCAGCCCCUGUUCCGCAAUCUGUACGGCCUGUACAGCAUUCUGGACAAGCCAAGAAUCCCGGCCAGGUACCUUCUCUCUUCAUGGGACCUCAGGGGAAUAGUAUUUGGACUAUGACUCGUGAAGAAAGCCAGCAAGGUCGCGCAAGGAGAGCUGGUAGUGGCGCUGGCACAGGCCCAGGUAUGGGUUGGGUAGGGGGUGAUGAAGGUCAGCAAGGUUCCGUUGCUUCCCAAGGCCCUCCUCCUCCUCCUGGUUUCGGAAUCCCUCAAGCACCUCAGAUUGCUCAACCUUUGGCGACGCAGAUGCAUCAGCCUCAACCUCAAGCGCCUGUGCCGAUCCAGCACAUGGGGUUAUCCACUGCUUCUGCUACUCUCCAGGCCCAAGCCACUUUCCCCCGCUCUUCGCCUGGAGCCGUUGCGCCUCCAAACCUGACACACCGGCCCCCCUCUAUCCCCAAGCUCCACCAUGAAUCGCCAGCGCGACAGACCCCCGUCCAAGUCCAACACCCUACGCGUCAACCGCGCGGACCGUCGGCCAACCCUUCGGGGACUUGGGGGGGCUUGUCCAACAUGAAUAUGGGGGGUACAGGCAUGGGCAUGGGCAUGUCCAAUGUCCCGUUGCCUGUACCCAAGAGUGAAGGGGAGGCAGCAGUACCGUAUUAUAUGCGGCCUGGAGUGUUUGGUGGAGGUGCAGCGACGCCCGCGGGGGCGGGUGGGAUCAGUGGAGUGGGUGGAGUAGUACCCGCAAGUGGAAGGGAUGGGGCAGGGCAAGGGAUAUGGGAUGGCACGAGGGGUUUCGGGCAGGGACAAGGCUGGGUCAGCGGCUCGUAAGAGAUGGGUCUAGGGGGUUUUCAAUUCUCCCACGUUCAGAUCUUUUGGCCAGAAGGCGAGCGAGAAGAAAAGUGAUAGGACAGGAUGACACUCGGGAUUGUUUCUACGUUUGAUGGUUUUCUGACGAACGAAUCGAGAGUCUCAAGGAUCCAAAUUCUUUUCCUUGUUCCAUGUCUUCUUGUCGCGAUAGAGGCUAUCGCGAAGACGUUGGCGGUGAGGUAUCUUGCAUGAACGCACGGGAAUGGGUGUAACUACGGAAACAAGACGAAAAGGAGAAGAUUUUCAAAGACGCAAAUUGAGAUGAAAAUUAGAAAAGGAUCUGAUAUAGUCUGUAGAAUCAAUGCAUUGCC